AUGCCGAGUGCACGACGACGCAGGUUUUCCGUGCAGAAUGAAAUCGCGAAUCGAGAAAUCAUAAAAUCACAAAAUGAAACACAAAUAAGUCAACAUAAUUUAGAAGUAAAUUUACAAAAAAAUAGUGGCAAUGAUGUACGACUUAAAAAUAAACCUCAAGCAAACAAUUCCAAACAUUCGUCAUCUUCGAAAACAGUAACUGAAUGCAAAAGUAAAAGUUCUAUAAUAAAUGUCCAAGAGAACACUGCUAUAACAUCAGAUAAAGAAGUAACUGCAAGUUCAAGUAACAUUAAUCUUUUUACUAUUUUAAAUGAUACAAAUCAAUUGAACACUAAUAUGUCUAAAGAGAAUAUAAAUUUUAAUAACAAUAAAAGUAAGAAGAUGGAUAAUCUAAGUGCUCGGAGGGAUCGUACACCAAGACGUGAUAAACACCUACACCGUGUAAAGGUUAGAAGUCCGAAACGAAAGGCCCCGCCUAUCGAUAAAGAAAAUAAAAGAAGAUCAAUAGGUAUAAGUGUAAAUAUGAAUGAUUGGAAUGAAAUACACAAUAAAAGUGAAAUAGAGAUACAAAUUACACAACAAGUCGUAGAAGUUGGUGAAAAUACGGAAGAGGAAGAAAGAACAAGCAAUAAUUCUGUUGAAGAUAUGUGCCGGAUUUGCCACAGCGGAGAAGCUGUUUCGGCUGAUCUUGGUGAUCUUUUAUCAGCAUGCUCUUGCAGAGGGACUAUAGGAAGAGUUCAUGUGAAAUGUUUGGAACAUUGGCUAACUGAAUCUGGUAAAUCUAGAUGUGAAUUAUGUGGAACUAAAUAUGUAACUCGACGCGUCCAUCGAUUUGGAGUUUUGAAGGCUUUGAUUAUUUGGGUACUCAGUCACAAUUCAAAACAUAUGAUCGUCGACUUCCUUGGAAUAAUGAUAAUGACACCGAUCGCCUUGGUCGCAGCUGGCUUAACGGGAAGGACGUUUGCCGGUCUGAUGGCGCAGGAUCAUUUGACGCCAUGGCCAUUAGCUUCUACAUUUGUUCUUGCGUGUAUGACUCUCGUAUGCUAUUACUGCUGGGUGGUAUCAGCUCUGACUCGUCAUGCACUCGGAUGGUGGAUUUGGUAUCGAUCCCAUUACGAAGUGAGACUGCAGUUGCGACAAGAAAACGAAGAAUGAACAACGUAACUAAAUGAAACGAAAAAUCCAAAGCGAAUCGUAGUCAUUUACGUCACAUUUACUGUGUUAAAACAUUUUAAGAAUAAUUAUCUCCUAUCCUAUACCAUAUGAAGACAAGUGAAAAUUAUGAAAAAAUUAAAAACUCAUAAUGCAUUGCAGUGAUUCAUUUUUAUGAAAAAAACAUACGAACUCUCCAAUCCUCAAAUUUAUUUCCGGGUAAUGUACGAAAUUUAAGUAAAAUAAAAAAAAUUCAAUUUAA
This is a messenger RNA of Melitaea cinxia (Glanville fritillary), 1414 nucleotides long. RefSeq lists its product as uncharacterized. The transcript is spliced from 4 exons. The record is from RefSeq and is a predicted model, not a curated record. NCBI's taxonomy places the organism in Eukaryota, Metazoa, Arthropoda, Insecta, Lepidoptera, Nymphalidae. Gene Ontology annotation, molecular function: zinc ion binding; ubiquitin-protein transferase activity. Gene Ontology annotation, biological process: protein ubiquitination. Bases 1 to 1155 code for a protein of 384 amino acids.